AUGAAUAUGCUUCUUUCUCUUGACACUAUUCCCCGCAUGCACAACAUAUACAUAUCAUUCUUUAUUUGGAUCCUUCUGGCGGGCUUCAUAAUCUUCCCGGGCACAUUCACCUCUCUCCAAUCUCUUCCCUCUUCUUCCCUUCCCUCCGAUCUCCCAGAUGCAACCACCCAACAUAUUCUCCACGCUGCAAAGAAUAUCCCGCUUCUCUGGAUUGCAAGUUUCAGCUGUGGUAUCGGUGCAAUGGGUAUGCUAUGGCUGUGGCAUACACAUCGACGAAAUUACGUGUGGCUUUUGAAUAAAAUAUUCCUCCCGGGUUGUCUCAACAGUGUUGCGGGAUUCGUCAGGACGCUGGUGGGGGUUUAUGGUCAGCAAAAGGGAGCGUGGAGUAUUACUGCUAGGUGGGUGGGAAGUUUUCUUUAUAAGGAAAUUAAUUUUGUUGGGCGAGCAGAGGGAGCAAUUUGGUUGUUUUUUUCUUCUCCAAAAUAUGUCUUGUUAUUACAAUAUACAUCUACUUACUCCCCAUCUGCGCAUAGGAUCACUGCGAUAGUUACCGCCAUAAUUGCGUGUACAACGGGUAUUCUAUUUGUGUUUUAUAAUUUCUGGUCGUUGAGAAGGGUAAAGAGUACAAAUGAAAAGGAGAUGAAGAGUUUUGACGAGGGAUUUGUGGAGAAGUUUCGGAGGAAGAAAGAUGAGCCGGCGUUGGAGCCGGGAAGUGUUGUUUAG
This is a messenger RNA of Botrytis byssoidea, 723 nucleotides long. RefSeq lists its product as uncharacterized. Bases 1 to 723 code for a protein of 240 amino acids. The transcript has 2 exons. The record is from RefSeq and is a predicted model, not a curated record. Lineage: Eukaryota; Fungi; Ascomycota; Leotiomycetes; Helotiales; Sclerotiniaceae.